This is a messenger RNA of Hyaloscypha bicolor E, 761 nucleotides long. RefSeq lists its product as uncharacterized. The coding region runs from base 104 to 589 and encodes 161 amino acids. The transcript is spliced from 3 exons. NCBI's taxonomy places the organism in Eukaryota, Fungi, Ascomycota, Leotiomycetes, Helotiales, Hyaloscyphaceae. The record is from RefSeq and is a predicted model, not a curated record.
GACGAGACUGAACAAGAGAGAUUGGAUCCCCAACAUCAUUUAUUUCUGUUAGCUUUAAAAGGCAGAUUGUACCUCGCUCCAAUUGACAACAUCCCGUUGCACAAUGUUUUGGAUCUUGCAACGGGGUAUAUUUCAAUGUCAGCCCCACUUUUCAAGCGCCAAGGAUUCGCUUAAAACCCACUCGUCCCCCUUUUCCGUAGGCUCGCGAUGUCAACAAUUGGGUGAAAGAGGUGAUUAUACCUCAAACACCGAUACAUUGAAGGGUGAUGGAAGCGCUCAUUGUACCUAUGAUGUUGGUAUACUUGAGAGGGAUAACUCUCGAGAACCUGUUGUCCGUAUAUUGGUUAUAUGGGCGCGCAUGUAUCUUUGGUACAGAAAGAAACUGAGUGUCAGUUUCUCGCUCGUGGCCGAGACCUGUAAAUUCGAGCGUUCUUGCUACCGCAGGUGCAGCGGCACCAGCGGUGGCGAUUGGAGCUGUGAUGAAAGUUGCAAUUCCUGCCCACGCGAGAGCGUUCAUGCUGGUCCCGUAUUUGAUGUACGUGACGUCGUUCAUGUCGCUGUAAACAGAGCAGUAAGCACCCAUGACUGACAUUGGUGUUCGUUUUGCAGGGAUGGUGUAUGGUUGUGGAAGAUGUGGCUGGCUUGACGCUCUGGAGGGAAGUGGCUGUAGUUGUGGUUGGGAAAGAUAUGUGGCAGCGACCUUUGAUGUCAAGAAUCACGAAUAGAAUUUAUCUUGCAUGAACCAUCAUUCACCAUUUGCG